UCGCCAGCGGCAUGCCGCAAUUCACGCGGCGUGCUCAAUUAUCCGUCCGACUUUCGCUUUUUCGAGACUCCCUGUCUUACCUAUUCUUACUGCCUUACUUGUCCCUGUCUGUUGAGCUGUUUUGCAAACUUCAACCAUGGCCAGUUGUUCCAUUUCACCGUAUGAACUACCUAUCUCGGACUCGAAAACUUGGCUUUCGUUGCAAUUUCCGUCCGGCAACCUGCUUUCGGCCGGUGGAUCUGCUGUUAUCAGUCUGGGAGGAAGAAUCUGGCAAAGUAGCGUUUCGUUUCCCCUGCCUUGGUCGAGUCAUCAAAUGCUACCACGACGACAUCAUCUUGCUCUCACCCAUCCGUUUUGAGCUUCUCCUGAACCAGAAGAGGACUUCCGUCACGUCUUGACCUCAGGGCGCGGUCCAUUUGCUGGUCCAGCCCGAACCUCCGUCUCCGAAGAGGCAAAGGCCGCUGUCGAUCACUUUGCCAGCGCCGAACUAAGCCUCCUGGCGGAUGGAACUGUGCCGGUACGGUCAGGCCUUGCAACCAUGGACUCAACCGACGACAUCUGUCCAUGCCCGGUGUGCCAGUCUGCUCUCUGGGACAAUCAAAGCCUGCAAGGCAUCGGCUGUCGAGCA
Colletotrichum acutatum is the source of this 628-nucleotide messenger RNA. RefSeq lists its product as uncharacterized. The coding region runs from base 12 to 398 and encodes 128 amino acids. NCBI's taxonomy places the organism in Eukaryota, Fungi, Ascomycota, Sordariomycetes, Glomerellales, Glomerellaceae. The record is from RefSeq and is a predicted model, not a curated record. The transcript is spliced from 2 exons.